Harpia harpyja (harpy eagle) is the source of this 1651-nucleotide messenger RNA. It is a transcript of the gene MAJIN, whose product is annotated as membrane anchored junction protein. Lineage: Eukaryota; Metazoa; Chordata; Aves; Accipitriformes; Accipitridae. The record is from RefSeq and is a predicted model, not a curated record. Gene Ontology annotation, biological process: meiotic attachment of telomere to nuclear envelope; homologous chromosome pairing at meiosis. The transcript is spliced from 10 exons. The coding region runs from base 133 to 1101 and encodes 322 amino acids. Gene Ontology annotation, molecular function: DNA binding. Gene Ontology annotation, cellular component: nuclear inner membrane.
GCGUUCUUGGCAGCCCCCGGGGCAAGAGGCCUGUCAAGCUUCAUGGAGGUCGGCAGUGGCAUUUCCAGAGCAGUAAUGUCCCCUUGACUCUCCUGCUUCCUUCCCUAGGCUGGCAUUCCGGGAGAAAGGAAGAUGUCAUUGAAACCAUUUACCUGUCGGUUGCCUGAAACAAGGUUUCUUCAUGCAGGCAGGCUUGUGUACAAAUUUAAAAUCCGUUAUGGCAACUUCAACAGCGCUCUGGAUCUCGACACCACUGAAAGUGCUGUCAAGGAGUUAGAGGAAGCGAUUCGAGUAAUCCUUGGAAAUCUUGAUGAUUUACGUCCAUUUUCUACAGACCACUUCACUAUCUUUCCAUAUUUGAGUAAAUGGGAGAGAGUAUCGAAGAUGAGAUUCAAACAUGAGAAUGUCCACCUUGUGCCUUAUCCCUACAUUUGCACUAUGUAUCUAGAACUCAACUCAUUUCAGCAAAGCGUAUCUUGUGGUAAAGAAGUAAACAAGGGCAGUGAUGAGCUUGUCAAGAGAAGAAAUGAAGUGUCAGAAAGUGCUGCAGUGGAAGAAACGGUGAAGAGGAUAAGAGUGGAAGUCGGAGCAGAGGCCUCACGCUCACAGUCGGGUAUGGACAGAACUGGAGCCGAGUGUGUUCGCCAUACAAGUAAAGCAGAGCAUGGAUUUGAAAUGAAUUCCUCCAAAGAAAAUGAGCGUGAGUUUAGUCCAGCAUCCCUUACUGUGGGCGGUAACCAAAUGAGUUUGUGGGGGCAUGUGGGAUCUAACCUUGAACAAAGAACAGGAACCGGUCAGGCUGAGGGUGCGGUGCAGCUACUGCAGCAAAUGGACCAAAUGAUAAACAAAGGAAACGUGGAGUCAGGAGGAAGAGGUCUCUCCAGGUUCUGGAGAAGGUGCAACAUUCCCAGGAAAUGUUCCUCUUCUGAGCUGUUUUUGGGGAAAAAACUCCUCACGGGAGGGUUACUGACCUCAGUCACAGCCCUCACAGGAUGUGGCUUUUAUCAGCUGAAGAGUGCCAUCUCCAGCCCGAUUUUUAAAGGACUUAAACGGUCCCCCUUCUCACAGGGCCUUCCUGGGAGGGACCUUCAGUCCCGUUAAGGUAAGUAUGGCCUUUAUUUGGCCGCUUAGCAACUGUGGCCUUUGUAACUUUGACUCCCAAAGACACCAUUUUAAACAUGAAAGUAACCAUGCCAACAGUUGCUGGGCAUUGCUGACUAAACGAGUGCUCUAAAGCUGUUGAAGCUGUAUGCCGCAAGAGUGGUCUGUUCACUGCACAGCACGUGUUGAACAUAGGCAGUAACUGUUUCUUUGAUAGGUGGGUUGGUUUUGGAAGCAAUGAAACUCCUUGUUAAUCAUAAUGUGUGCUAGUCUCCUUAACUAUUGAGACUAGACCGUUACGGCACAGGUUGUUCUUUGUUUCCUCUACUUUUUCAGUCUUCCUCUAUUAUUUUGUGCUGGGCUUGUGUCUUUCUGGUGGACAGAAAUUACCUUGUUGUUACAAUUCUCAGAGAAGUACUUUAAGUAUAAUGUGGGCGUUUUUGUUGUUGUUGUUUCCUCAGCAUAAUCUUCUCGCCACUACAGCAUCUCUUUGGUGGGAAGAACUGACCUGGAAGUACUAAUGGUUGUGGAAAGGUAAACUUGUAGCAUG